Coccinella septempunctata (seven-spotted ladybird) is the source of this 2104-nucleotide messenger RNA. RefSeq names its product putative inorganic phosphate cotransporter. NCBI's taxonomy places the organism in Eukaryota, Metazoa, Arthropoda, Insecta, Coleoptera, Coccinellidae. The record is from RefSeq and is a predicted model, not a curated record. The transcript is spliced from 8 exons. Bases 305 to 1807 code for a protein of 500 amino acids. Gene Ontology annotation, molecular function: transmembrane transporter activity. Gene Ontology annotation, biological process: monoatomic anion transport; transmembrane transport.
CACCUUCAAUCGUAAUGACACGUGAAAUAUCCCACAACAAAUAUUGCUUUUUCUGUGAAAAAUGGUUACAGAGACUUGUUGAUCAUUUGAGCGUAUUAACUAAAUAAACUUUUUCUUGGUGUCUUGUUUGAAUGGGAAUUAAGUUAUUCAAAUUGACCUCUAUGCAGAAUUAGUCGCGAAUCUGAUUAUUUGAAGUUUUUAUAGACAGCUCAGUUGAUUGGGGAGUCUGUUCGCUGUGUCGAAAAUGGUGGUUGAUUGAGUUCUUCAGAUUCGAAGUUAGUUUGUCGCAGUGUUGUUACAGAAGAUGCUGACAGGAUGGAGACUUACGAUUUCCAAAUUUUUUGUUAUACCCCAAAGGUAUAUACUGGGGAUCAUGGGAUUUUUCGCCAUUUUGAAUGCAUACACCAUGAGAGUUUCCCUAUCUGUUGCCAUAACAGAGAUGGUACUGAAACAUAAGACUGAUUUUUACGAUCCGAAUGCUUGUAUUAUUGAUGGAAUACACAACAGCACAUCUUUUCAUACCGUCGUGGAAGAUCUUUAUCCAUGGACAGUAAAACAGCAGGGACUUAUUCUGAGUUCAUUUUACUGGGGAUACGUCAUAACGCACAUUCCUGGUGGUGUUAUAGCAGAAAAGUUUGGAGGAAAAUACGUCUUAGGUCUGGGUAUUCUGAGUACAUCUCUUUUCACCUUGUUGACCCCCUUCGUUGUGUACGCCUCUGGAGGCAAUUGGUUAUGGCUAGUUGCUCUUAGAGUUUUCGAAGGGUUAGGAGAGGGUACAACUUUUCCAGCUCUGAACGCAAUAUUAUCCAAAUGGGUGCCUCUUGCAGAAAGAGCUAAGCUAGGAACUCUUGUAUAUGCAGGAAGCCAAAUCGGUACGGUCAUGGCAAAUUCCAUAAGUGGUACCUUGAUUCACGCAACCAAGAGUUGGGCUUCCGUAUUCUACUUCUUUGGUGUCAUGGGAUGUCUGUGGACUUUCCUUUGGACAAUUCUGUGUUACUCUGAUCCAGAUUCACAUCCUUUCAUCUCUGAUAAGGAGAAGAACUACUUAAAACGUGAAAUGUCUGCUUCAAUCAAAGAGAAGAGGAAAAUUCCUUGGAAACAUAUCUUCAAAUCAGUUCCAGUGUGGGCCCUAGUAUGUGCUCAGAUAGGUCACGAUUGGGGAUUUUUUGCAAUGGUCACUGACCUUCCAACUUACCUGAAGGAAGUCCUGCAUUUUAACGUGAAAGAAAAUGGUUUACUAUCCUCAAUACCUUACGUUGUAAUGUGGAUAGUAUCGUUAGUUUCUGCAUACAUUUGCGAUAAGUUAAUCGCGAGUAAAUGUAUGACAAUAUCGUUCGCUAGGAAGUUUUUUUCCACUAUCGGCUCUCUUGGACCUGCUGUUUUUCUACUCGUAGCUUCAUAUGUUGGUUGUGACAGGAAUAUGGCCAUUGUAAUGUUCACAAUAGGGAUGGGUUCCAUGGGUUGUUUUUACUGUGGAAUGAAAGUAAAUGUCCUCGAUCUUACUACCCAUUAUGCCGGUACAGUAAUGGCAAUUGUAAAUGGUAUAGGAGCACUAAGUGGUAUUCUUGUACCGUAUCUAAUAGCAGCUAUGACUGAAAAUCAUACGCUUCUCCAAUGGCGGAAUGUCUUCUGGGUCACAUUUGGCGUUUUAUUCAUCACAAAUGCGGUCUUCCUGUUUUUCGGUAGUGCAGAGGUUCAGCCUUUCGACAGUGUAUAUGAUGAGAAGAAACAAAAUCCAACACCAAAAGAAUCUUUCAAUGGGGUUAUUAUAGAGGAAGAUGAAGAAGAAAGCACAGAAUUUCGAUGACAUCGCUGAGAGUGUUAGAGGAGUGAUAUUGCUCACUGAAACAUAAUUGGCUCAGAAGAGAGAAAAAAGUCGUUGAUAGAUGUAUACGAGAACAUACGUCCAUUCUAUAAACUACUUAAAAUUUAAUGAAGAAUACAAUAGACGAAUUUCGAAUGAUCUCUUUAGUUGUAAUGUCAAUAUGGAAUGGAGAAGGAUUAUCACAAUUGAUAAUAAUAUCAAAACACUUCGUUUCCUUUGUAAAUAAUUAUUUAAUUGUUUAGAUAUUGUGUUCUCUUAUCUUUGAAGCACAGAAAAUUA